AUGUCCGCCGAUUCGGAGACUUCGCCUCUCUUGUCGCCGGCCGACGUUCGAUCCUCAAAUAUGGACACAUCAUCUGCCAAUUCAACCCACGAGACAACUCCGCUCCUCUCCAGCCCCGCCGCCGGCGGCCGCUACGAUGGCGACGCAGACGCCGCGUCCAUUUCGCCUUCUCUUGCGUCGCAGGCGACGUCAACGAAGCGCUCACGUCCGCGAUGGCCAUCAAUAAUCGCCAUGGCAAUCUUGGCCAUGCUCGCCGUUAUAAUCAUUUUUGUCGCGUUCUUCGUCCCUGCUGCGGUCGAACAGUACGCCAAGGAGGCCGCUGUCCUUGAGCCUACGAGCUUGUCUCUGGAAAGCAUCACUUCGGACGGUGUGAGGGCAAGGAUUCAGGCCAACUUUCGCCUAGACGGUUCACGUGUCAAAGAAGACGGCACCCGUAGGAUCGGACGGCUUGCCACAUGGGCGGUCCGGAAGCUAGGGACUGACGAGACCAAGGUCCAGGUGUUCCUGCCCGAGUUCGAUGGCAUGCUGCUCGGCACUGCGGCAAUUCCGCCGCUCGUGCUUGACCUUGUGGAUGGACACAGCAACGCUGUUGACUUUGUCGCCGACUUGGUUCCCGGCGAUGCCGACGGUAUCCGCAUGCUCGCCAACCAGUGGUUGCGUGGCAAGCUCGAGACGGUGCGGUUCCGUGGCAAGGCGGAUCUGCGUCUCAAUUCUGGCUUCCUCCCUCUCGGCUCGCAUACUGUUACCGAGUCGCUCGUGAUCGAAGCGAACAAACUUCCUCAAGUUCCCCAGUACAACAUUACGAAACUCACGUUCCAGGAUAUUGAUUUUCCGGCCCGGGGCACGCGCGGCAUUGCUGCAGAUGUGGCUUUGAAUGCUUUCAACAGCUUUCCAUUCCAGUUCGACAUUCCGGAGCUCGGAUUUGAGGUCAUGGUCCCCAACUGUGCUCAGUCAGAUCCUUACAUUCUUGUUGCCGCCGCCACCACCCGAACUGUUCACGUUAAGCCAAAGUCAGAGGUUAUCGUCGAGGGCCGCGGAGUUGUCGAGACCCUGCCAGAAGCUCUGACAGCAGCCUGUCCCGACUCCAACUCGUCACCCCUGGACCAUUUGCUUGAUGACUUCCUCAGUGGUGACACUCCGACGGUGUACGUGCGUGGUGCGCAGAAGCCUCUCCCAAGCACGCCCGGAUGGAUUGCCGAGAUUUUAUCUAGUGUAACGGUGCCAGUCCCAUUCCCGACUUCUGGGUUUGACAGCCUGAUUCGGGAGUUUGCUCUCAACGACGUCCACUUCAGCCUGCCAGACACGGACGACCCAGACUCUAACCCCAAAGUAUCCGGAACUAUUCUUGUUUCAGCUGCUCUCCCGUCGGAGAUGAACUUUGAGGUCAACGUGACCAAGAUCCGUGCCAACGCCGACGUAUUUUUCCGUAACAGGAAGCUUGGUGAACUCAAUGUCGACGAGUGGCAACCGGCCAAUUCAACCCAAGAGCCGGCCACCGACAAGCGCGAGGCCAGACUGCAAAUUCAGUCGCGCAUCGUCGACGCGCCGCUCAACGUGACAGACGAUAAUGUCUUGACCGAUGUCAUCCAGAGGCUGUUUAUGGGAGGCAGUCCGGUGCAACUUGAUGUCAAGGCCGCCGUGGCGGUUCAGGUGCACACUGCCUUGGGAGACCUUACGCUCAAGGACAUUCCUGCCGAGGGCAAGAUCCCUGUAAAACCGUUGCCAAAGGGCACAUUUGGCAAAUUGAAGCCCAAGAUCGGCCAGCUUCAGAUUACGGACACGACAUACUCUUCAGUUUCGAUAGACGCACUCGUCAACAUCACCAACCCAACGCCCUACACGGCGAACAUCCCAUUUAUCACGGUUCACGUUGUCAGCAAUGGUUCAAUCGUGGGUGAGGCUACUGCAGAGAACCUUGUUGUCGGACUGGGAGAGAACAAUAUGCUCGCGGUCAAGGUCAAGUGGGCGCCCUCGCACGGCGGCGACAAGGCAGCUGUUGAUGGCCGCAACCUCAUCUCGGGAUUUCUCUCGGGAUAUAACACGACCAUCACACUGCGCGCGCAUGAGGGCAGCAUUCCUGGGCAGCCCAAACUCGGUCGUGCGCUUUCCCGGAUUGAUCUUAAUGUCUCGGCACCUCAUUUGACAUUGCCUCCAAAAGAGGGUGGUGGGGAUUCUGAUGAAGAUGAAAAGCAACAGCGCUUCAUCCGGGAGGCUACGUUCCACGUCUUCUCGUCAACCGCUUCAUUUACGCUGUUCUCGCCACUCCAGAACAAUCUCUUGUACAUUGAGCGCAUCAACGCGACGGCCUACUACAAUCAUACGGAUCCGGUGGGGACGAUUCGGCAUGACCUACCUUUUGUAGUUGAGCCGGGUGAGUCUGUUACUCCCCGGCUGCCUGUUGAAUGGCGGCUAGGCUCGGACGGUUACGACAAGAUCCGGAGCGCGCUGGGCGGCAGCCUCAGACUUGAUGCCAGAGCGGUCGUCGACGUUAGGCUUGGGAACUGGAGGGAGGAAGUUUGGUAUGUUGGGCGGGGUAUCGGGGCAAAUAUCAGGGUAUAA
This is a messenger RNA of Pyricularia oryzae 70-15, 2559 nucleotides long. RefSeq lists its product as uncharacterized. Gene Ontology annotation, cellular component: fungal-type vacuole membrane. The record is from RefSeq and is a predicted model, not a curated record. The coding region runs from base 1 to 2559 and encodes 852 amino acids. Lineage: Eukaryota; Fungi; Ascomycota; Sordariomycetes; Magnaporthales; Pyriculariaceae. The transcript has 3 exons.